This is a messenger RNA of Exophiala viscosa, 3085 nucleotides long. RefSeq lists its product as uncharacterized. The coding region runs from base 1 to 3012 and encodes 1003 amino acids. Gene Ontology annotation, molecular function: ATP hydrolysis activity; ATP binding. The record is from RefSeq and is a predicted model, not a curated record. NCBI's taxonomy places the organism in Eukaryota, Fungi, Ascomycota, Eurotiomycetes, Chaetothyriales, Herpotrichiellaceae. The transcript has 5 exons.
AUGGCUACACCGUCCACUGAGCCUCAUAUGGACUCCGAACUUGGAGAAGCGAAUGUUGCUGCCGACGAACAAAUACAUACACAAGUAACGGCGGACCCCAGCAGCAAGCAGAAUGACUUUGCUCGGCUAUCAAGGGCAAAGCGUAAGAAGCGCAAACAGCAGCAAUUUAGGAAAGCCUUGGCAGAAAUGAUGGCCAGCUUUCAAACCGUUUUCGAAGACUCCGAUGCGGACAUAUCUGAUCUGGACGACCCACACGCCGAAGGAGAAGAACUCGUUGACGAUACAUAUACACCAGGAAGUGACGACCCAGCCUCACCAAAGCGCCAGGCGCGGCGCACCGAUCUUUACACCGAAGGACGUAAGUUGCACGGCAAUUCGUACAACGGAGCACCGCGCCGUCGUAGCAUUGAAAACGACGAAACGAUCGAGACGGGCGAAAACCUGCACCACGUCCUUGGGAGGAAGGGCACUAUGAUCGAAGAGGUCAAACCUAGCGCCAUUCAGUACGAGACAGAGCUUUACGAAUACCAAAGGGUACCUGAUGGGGAUGCUGAUGAGGCCGUUGUUGUGGAUAUCACUUCCUCGUUAGCACCGCGAAAGGUCACCAGACUUGGGGCACGCUCAGGUACCGAUAGCUCAAACCGACACCAGUACUGCUUCAAAGUCGUGCACAUGUUCUCGGUGCCUUACUCGAACAGACGAGGACGCUCGACCAAUCUGAGAUCCCCAAGACGAGCCAGAUCGCGCAGUGUCGAUUCGGUGGGUGAAGAAUACCGCACGGCACAUAAAAGAGAUUACUCCAGGGGUCGUCCUGCGGAUUCCGUCAAAGUCACAGCUGGAUUGGGGAAUUAUCUGGUCAUUUAUUCCGAUGUAAUCAUGUCCGCUAUCAGAAGCAGUGUCAAGUCAUACCCAGGACUAUCACGAGCGUUCGAACACAUGAUUAUUCCAGCACCUUACACGCUUUUGGUGCAUUACCGUAAGGAGUUGCAAGAACACAGUGACUGUCUCCCUGAAGAGACAAUAUCCGCUCAAUCCGGGAUGCCCGCACUUGCCGACAAUCAGGAAGGCGGAGAUGAAGAUGAGGAGGAUCGAAAGGUGAAGAAAGUGCCGGUCCUACCUCGCAAGGAACACAUCCCACUGCUACUAAACUACGUUUUCACACCUGAACUGACCUCACAGGUGGAAGAUGAGCUGUCCCGAAGAGGGAAACCCGUGCCAACGUGUACAUAUGCAAUGGCAUGGCUGCUAUUCCGCCCUGGAACAAUGGUGUAUGCGUGGGGAGCUGGUGGCCUUGACUCGGCCUACAUCGUCGACUAUUAUGAUCUGGAAGGACUCUACGCAAGAAAAGACAAUAGGGUUCGCACCGGAAAAGCAGCUGGCGGACUUGCCGAUCCACUAGUACCCCCAACUGUUCCACGAGGGGAGUCGGCUGAAUUCAGCCCAGUACCAAAGUCGAUCAUUGUCAAGAUGCACUACCUUGAGUUCGAUGGCGAGCAUGUCGGUCGCAGACCCCGGACGGUGACUAUAGCCCCUUUCGAAGGAGAGAAAGAGAUCGCCUCACUACCUGUAUAUCCUGCGGAAUUUGCCCGAGAUCCCAAAGUUCGCGAAUAUCUGGUCGCAAGAGGAGACAAGUACAUCAAGCUCUGUCAGCCAAGCUACAUGUCCUACAAAGGGGAUACAAUCGCGACGGUAUCGACUCCUUCCCGGAAGAUCAAUGGGCGGGUGAUGAUCGACUCACGAACGUUCUACAAUGACGGAGAAUCAGCAGACCGCAUCUUGAGACUUAAAGUGCCCACUGAGGACGGCAUUAUCAUCUCAGACAGCUCAACAGGCAGUGAUUCCAGCGCAAUCUCGGACUCGCGCUAUCACAAUCGCAGGCGAAGGAGAAAUUACCGGAGAAGGAUUCGAGACUUCAAGAAGGGCGCCGCUCGUGUCAGAGGCAUGGCGGACUACGAUCUCGUCGAACCCAGCAAAAUCCAAUUCACCAAUGAGCAAUACAUGCUAUUCCCUGCCAGGAUCUGGGGGUUUGUGCUAAGGGAGCGGCGAUGGUACCUGCUCAAUAUCGACAACGUGAAGGAUCCACACUUUCAGGAGAAUAUCAUUGACGACCUGGUACUGAAAGAGGAGGCGAAGAAUCUCAUUCAAGCUCUCUCGAACACUGCAACGGAAGACACGACUACUGAGGGUCAAAGCGAAAGUUUUGGUCACUGGAGCGCAGACAUCGUGCAGAACAAAGGCGAGGGCCGUAUCUUUCUGCUCCAUGGAAGGCCGGGUGUUGGCAAGACAUCUACGGCAGAAUGUGUCGCUGAAUCCGCCCAAGUGCCGCUACUUGCUAUCACCUGCGGCGAUCUAGGCAUCGAACCCAACGAAGUUGAACGAGCAUUGAUGAAGUGGUUCAAGCUGGCGACACUGUGGAAAGCCGUGCUCCUUCUCGACGAAGCGGACGUGUACCUCGAGUCCCGCAUGAGCGGCGACCUGGCGCGCAAUAGCUUGGUGUCCAUUUUCCUGCGAGCGCUGGAAUACUACCAAGGCGUUUUGUUCCUGACGACCAAUCGAGUCGGCACAUUUGACGAAGCCAUGCUCUCCCGUAUUCAUGUCGUGUUGCACUACCCUGCCUUCGACGACUCCGAGAGACAGACGAUCUGGAACACAUCCUUUCGGAAACUCAGCGAGGAGAGGCCCGAUGUCAAGGUCGGACCGGGCCUGAUGGAAUAUGCACUGGAGAAUCAACGCGUACUUGAUCUCAAAUGGAAUGGGCGCGAGAUUCGGAAUGCAUUCAACACGAUCGUUGCGCUGGCCGAGUUCGAUGCUGAGAAGAAGAGGCGUGCUGGACGGGCGACGGCACAAAUCGUGCUUGAGCGGAGUCAUCUUGUGCAGGUUGUCAAGAUGAGUGAGGAGUUCAAGAAGUAUAUGAAGAGUACGAGGGGUUUGGAUGAGAGCGCAUUGGCGAAGGCGUUGAAGAUCAGGGAUGAUAGGGACGCGCAGAAGAUCAUGCAGGCUGUUAAAUCGUGAUCGGAUUGAGAGCAGAUUCUGAGCAGCUAUGGAAGGGGUAUGCGUAUAUAUAAUUGUUGUACGCCCAGUGGGG